AUGGCCGUGUGGCGGUCGCGGCCCACGCCCAGCGCUAGCAUCGAUUUUGAAUGCAUCGCCACCUCGCAGGACGUUCGAGACCGCGGGUCCAUCUUCGCCCACGCAGUUCAUGCGCAUGUCAAGAACGUAGUACACGGGUCGAAGCCAGCUACACACGAGGUUGCUGCAUGGCGGUGUAUGGUCUUGAAACCGGGAAGAGCGGGCUGGGCGGUCCCGACGACUUCGAGUUGCGGACCGGCAGCGUGGACGACGCAGAGCAGCAUGCGGGAGCAAGGGCUGAAGGUCAUGCAGGAAGAGAGUACGAUCGACGCUGUGGUUAUCGUGAGCAGAUGGUAUGGAGGCGUUAUGCUAGGGCCUAUUCGCUUCGCACACUUCGAGACCUGCGCACGGGAGGUCUGCCGACCUUUAGAUCUAGCGAAAUCCACGGCGAGCACUUCGGACGCGGCACCCACGACGAAGAAGGCACCGAACUACGAUUCCCUGAAAGAGUCUCUGGACAUCGGCAGAGCGAAGCGGCUGGUCACUGCGAGGGAAAACGCAAUCAAGAGCGUGAAGGCUGCUCUUAAGAAACAGCAAGAAGCAUGCGACCGCAGCCCGCGCCGCACUGCCCACCGGUAG
Messenger RNA from Fomitopsis serialis, 618 nucleotides. RefSeq lists its product as uncharacterized. Gene Ontology annotation, cellular component: cytoplasm. Bases 1 to 618 code for a protein of 205 amino acids. NCBI's taxonomy places the organism in Eukaryota, Fungi, Basidiomycota, Agaricomycetes, Polyporales, Fomitopsidaceae. Gene Ontology annotation, biological process: regulation of translational initiation. The transcript has 6 exons. The record is from RefSeq and is a predicted model, not a curated record.